Messenger RNA from Vigna unguiculata (cowpea), 1207 nucleotides. RefSeq names its product ARM repeat superfamily protein. The record is from RefSeq and is a predicted model, not a curated record. Lineage: Eukaryota; Viridiplantae; Streptophyta; Magnoliopsida; Fabales; Fabaceae. Gene Ontology annotation, molecular function: protein binding.
CGAUUUUUAAUGAAGUUUCCAAGGAUUUAUUAUCAUCUUUUUGUUUUAAACUUUUUGCACAAUAGUUAUGAUUUGUAAUAUUUAUACUUCCACGCUCUGUGCCGUGUGGCUUGCACAAACCCCCCAUCAACCACCGGGUGAGAUCGGCCGUAGCACAAAUCCCUCCGAUUCUGGCGAACGAUCUGCGCGCUGCAGUAACUUAGUGCUAUUCUGCAGAAAAUCAGCCGCGACUCUCACGACUUCGCCGCCAUUCUGCCGCAACUUUGUCGCUAAUCCGGUGCAACUCUGCGACGACUCUGCCGCUGUCUUCUGUAACUGCGCAGUGACUCCCCGGAUGAUUCUCCACUGAUUUGCUGAGUUAAGGUAGAGACCAGCAUACAUGUUCACCAAUGAACGGAGGCAACAAGAACGAACAGGGAGAUAUGGAACUUCCAGAGUGGAAUUCCUUCAGGAAUUGGUGACUCAGUUUCAGAACACAUCUGCAGAUGAAACAAGAGAGAAGAUUUUGGCAAAUUUGGCCAACUUUGCCUAUGAUCCUUACAACUACAACUUCUUGCGUCAGCUUAACGUUUUGGAACUUUUCAUUGACUGCUUAACGGAACCCAAUGAAAAGCUUGUAGAAUUUGGCAUAGGAGGGAUCUGCAAUUCUUGUGUUGAUCCUGCCAAUUCCGCAAUUGUAACUAAGUUUGGUGGGAUACCUCCUAUAAUUCAAUGUUUAUCAAGCCCAGAUAGAAACACUGUAAAUUAUGCACUUGGGUCACUUUAUUAUAUCUGUGACGAUUUUAACAAGGAGGAGAUUUUAAAGCCCGAAGUUAUUGACAUCAUUAGAAGGUACGCCGCUGCCGAGGAUGUUAGUGUGAGUUUCAGUAAUCUGGCUAAAGCUUUUGUGAAUAAACAUCUAUCAGGGAACGAGUGAGAUUUAAACUUUUCUGCUCACAAUUUACACUACCUUCUACAAUUAAGUAUGUAUUGUUAUUAAAACUAUGAGUCUUGACUUACACACAAACACAUUUAUUCCUGUGGUCUGGGUUGAAUUUGAGUAUUGGUAUCAUUGUAUAUUCGAUUGGUGCUAUAGAAUUUAAGAAAUUGACAUGAUUUCAGAAUGAGAAUUUUCUCUGAAAACCCUAUAGACACAAUUAUUUCCUUGGUCUGGGUUGGUUUUGAGUACUAGAAUGGAAACAUUUUCAAGUAUAUUUAAUGGAUAAAA